Messenger RNA from Lactuca sativa (garden lettuce), 2260 nucleotides. Its product is annotated as F-box only protein 6. NCBI's taxonomy places the organism in Eukaryota, Viridiplantae, Streptophyta, Magnoliopsida, Asterales, Asteraceae. Gene Ontology annotation, molecular function: protein binding. The record is from RefSeq and is a predicted model, not a curated record.
AAUUCAUGUAAUCAGAUUCUUUGUUUCUAUGGUGAUCCACUAUCUCCAUAAUAUUUUAAUCUAAUUCAAUUGUAAUGCUUUCUGUGAAUAAGUCAUGGAGACCUAAAGAACAACAACACUAAAUAUCGGAGUUAACAAAUGUUCCGGCAGCUUAUCAGUCAAGUUCAAGACCUCGUAGAUCUCCAUGGCUUUCCUCCUCCUCCAUCGCCUCCAGUUGCCCCGCCGUCGUAUUUCUUUCAUUCUCAACCUCCAACGACACUGCCACCUCCGUCGCCGUCACAACUUCAUGACGACAGGAAAUCAAAGAGAGCUCCAAAGGAGCCAAAACGAAUCGAAACUUGUGGUUCAAAAUCAAACGAGACCAUGGAAGAGAUCUGGAGAUACUUCCCGGACGACCUAUACGAGGUUGUCAUCGCAAGACUUCCGAUCGCCGCAUUCUUCCGUUUCCGAUCAGUUUGCCGGAACUGGAACUCCUUACUGACUUCCGACGGCUUCACUCGUCAAUGUUCUCAAUUCCGGCCACCCCAACCUUGGUUUUACACCAUAACGCAUGAAAACGUCAACUCAGGAGCUAUGUACGACCCAGUCUUAAGAAAAUGGCACCACCCGAUUCUCCCCAAAAUACCCACAAACACCAUUUUUUUCCCGGUGGCUUCCGCCGGUGGUCUCCUCUGUUUUCUCGACAUCGGACAUAGAACCUUCUAUGUGUGCAACCCUCUAACCAGUUCCUUCAAAGAAUUACCCACUAGAUCGGCGAAAGUCUGGCAAAGAGUAGCUGUCGGAAUGAUUAGUGAAAAAUCUAGUGGGGCCUAUAAGAUCAUGUGGCUUUCCUCUAAUGGCGAGUACGAGGUUUACAAUUCCAGAAACGACAGGUGGCAACGCCUAGGAACCAUGCCGGAAUGUAUCAAGCUACCAUUAUCGUUAAACUUAACUUUACAGGUUGUUGCGGCAGAUGGGUGGUUGUAUUUUCUAAGGUCGGAUCCGGAUGGGAUAGUGUCGUUUGAAAUGGAUUCCGGAGUUUGGAAGGAAUACCUGAUUCCAUUCCCGCCGGAGUCGAGGGACCAUGCGUUGGCGGAAUGUGGAGGACGGAUUAUGAUGGUGGGGGUUGUAACGAAGGGUCCCGCUAGCUGUGUUUGUGUAUGGGAGCUUCAGAAGAUGACGGUCUUGUGGACGGAGGUUGACAGAAUGCCAAAUGUUUUGUGCUUGGAGCUGUAUGGAAAGCACGUUAAGUUGUCUUGUUUGGGUAACGGAGGAUUGGUUAUGUUUUCUCUUGAAUCCAAAAUGACAAAUCGAUUGAUUACUUAUGAUUUUUUGAAGAAGGAAUGGUUGAAGGUAAAUGGUUGUGUGCGGAAGGGAGUACGGAUUGCCUGUGGGACUGCGUUUCAUCCAUCCUUAACAGCAAUCGCUUGAUAAUCAAUCAAAUCGUUACAUUUCUUGUAUUUUUCAUUUCCAGACCAUUUUCGACUUUCAUUUGUGCAUGUUAUUAAUUAUGGUGUGCGAAGAUGAAAACAAAAAAAACAAAAAACAAAAAAGUAAAAACCCAAAUGGUGUAAAUUUCAGCGUUUUGUUUUGUGUGAUAAAAAAGAGAAUUACAAGUUACAGUUAACAAAUGGUUAAAUUUUGAGGAUCUUCAAGGCAUUCCACCAGUUGUAGCUGUCCUGAUGAUCUGAAACAGAGCUGGAUGAUUAUACAAGAAAAACAAAAUUAGAAUUAAUUUUUUGUUAAUGGACAAGUAGAGAGAAUGAGUCAAAUUUUGAAUUUUUGUAUGGAGUGAGUGUGAGUCUUACAUGAUCCAAUGACGACAAAUAUAAAGAAGCCAAGCAUAAUAGGGCCAACUGGAUAGGUAUUGCCCUUUUUGGUGGAUGUUUCAGGAACUGAUCCACGCCUGUUGAUGUUCUUAUCGAACUUCCCCACCUUCCUUUCAGCAAGACGUUUUGACGUUGUCUUUUAACACAAAUAUGCAAAAGAAAUUAAUGAUGUUUGUUAGACUUAGACUUGUGUAAUCAAAAUUGAAAUUAACUACCUUCAAUUGAAAAUUGCAAUGACAGGGGAUAGUGAGUAGAUGGUUAUUUUAAUUUCUAAUGCUGAAUAUGCUUUCCAUUGAUGUUUCCAAUCUCUACAACUUAUUUUAUCACAUUUUCAUUUUUAAAAGUUUAUACAUUCCAAUUUUAUUUGGAUGUGUUCUUCAAAGGUACACAUAAUCAUCUCAAAAAAAAAAAAAUCAUGCAAUGUUUAUCAUCAAAUUGAGCAAGACAGGUUA